Brettanomyces bruxellensis is the source of this 2793-nucleotide messenger RNA. RefSeq lists its product as uncharacterized. NCBI's taxonomy places the organism in Eukaryota, Fungi, Ascomycota, Pichiomycetes, Pichiales, Pichiaceae. The record is from RefSeq and is a predicted model, not a curated record. The transcript has a single exon. The coding region runs from base 1 to 2793 and encodes 930 amino acids.
AUGACUGACUUGUCGGAUGAGCCAAAGGUUACAUUCGCAUCCACAAUUUUAGUGGAGAAGUCUCCAGUAGAAGCAAUGGAGGCCUUGAAUAUUAGAGGAGAACAAUUGAAGGAGAUUAAUCACCAAUUGGCUGAAUGGCUUACGGCAUAUGGAAGACUUCGUCUCAAAUAUUCUGAUGAGCUCAAAAAACUCGUUACUAAAGGUAAUGGCCUGCUCACCGAAGAUACAGACAGACUUCUUCAUAACGAUAAAGUAGACAGUAUGGGUCUUUGUACGCCUAUGUGGAAUUCUGUUUUGCAAAUUGCCAGAGAUGAAGUCAAAUAUUUUGAUUCUACUACCAGAACGAUGGGCAGAGAUAUGAUUGCACCUCUUAAAUUGUACACAAGGAGAAACGAUCCAAAACUUGUGGAAAUGGAUGAGAUCAAAGGCAUUGCUAGUUCAAUUUCGAGCUCUAACGCCGAUAAUGGCUCAAGUUCAUUGACAAAGAAAAAGACGCAGUGGUCGGAGAGAGCACCUGCUUUCUUUGAAACUUUUGAGAAUUAUGAUUACAAUAGAUUACUUCUUCUUAAGGAUGUGUUUCUAAAAUUUCAAACAGAGCUAUCUGAUGUUUUGGCAGAUUUGAAAAAGGACAACGAGGCUGGAAUUGAGCAUGUUCUCAGUUUCAAUCCUAACGAUGAAAUUAAACGGUAUGCCUCGGCUGUUCAGAAGAAAACCUUAUUGUUGGAUGUGGCGGAUGGCACUCACAAAGGUAAGAAGUCGGAUAAAUCAUUGCAAAAGAAUGGGGAAAGUCUUGAAGGUUCUGGAAAUCACAGUGAAGCUCAUGAGCGUUUGAGAUCUCAUUCCACCACCUCCAGUGCACGAGCACCUUCGUUAUCUUCAGAAGUGUCAUCCAAUACUGUGAUAAGAAGAAGAAUGGCAGCUUCAAAGCCUUCGAGUAGAAGACUUUCCAUUUUUAAGAGCUAUAAAAAGCAUACUGAUGAGUUGAAUAAUGUACCUCCAGCAACACCUGCCAAAAAUGGUAAUGGCUUCACUAAUGAACCUUCUCGUAGGAUGUCGUCUGCUUCGUCUAAUAGAUUUAGCAUGCAUUCUGGAAAGAAGGAGAAGAAGAAAAGGGGAAUGCGCUCAAGACUUGGGAACUUCCUGCAUCACAAAAAGAAGAAUAAUGGUGAAGACACUAACGGUCAUGCUGAGUCCUCAGAGUCUACUAGUCGUGUAAGCCGUGCUUCAACUAGCAAUACAGCUGAAGCUGAACAUACUGUUGCACCUAUAGCUGAAGAACAUGCUGUAGAAGCGCAAAACUCUGAUGCGGUUAUAAAUAAAGAUGGACAGAAGACAGAAUCAAAAUCCGAAGGCACCAAUGAGACUAAAAGCAGUCACUUGCCGGAAAUUCCUAUUACACCGCAAUUCCCAGCGAUGAAACCAACAAAACGGUCUGACUCUUUUGUGAGUAGCAAGAAAUCUUCGGUUGAUAACGGUUUGAAUUUGAGCUCUGGGAAAAAGAUCAAUACUGCAGACACAACAGCGUUAUCCGACAAGGAGACUCUCAAAUCAGAAAAGCCAUCUGCUGAGGCACAAUCUGAACGUUCUGCUGCUGAUAUAUCUAAGUCUACUGCUCCUGCAGAUCAAAAAUCGGCCUCCUCCGAGAAACCAAUUUCAUCUGAGUCUACUACUACUUUGCCACCCCUACCAUCCGAGUCAUUGGCUCGUCCUCCACCACCAACAGCUCGUAAGCAUGCUGUACAGACAUCAGAUGGUGCAAAUACAAACAGAUCGAAUACUGAAAGAACACCACCUGUGCCUCCAGCUCAGCGUAGAAUUAGCACGAUUGGAUUACAGCCAGCAAGAACAGGUACCUUGUCUAAUCAGGGAACAGGUCUCUCUGGUAACAUUACUGGAGGAGGUGGUCUUAUAAGUGGGCAAAUAGUUCAUCCUUCGUUGACACAUCCAGGCUUGAAUGCCUCUAUUGUGGAGCUUUUUAAUGCUACAUAUAAAUCGGGGCAUUGCGUUCGCUCUAAUGCUAUAGGAGAAGUGGCAUUCAGUUACAUUUUGGAUGAACCAGUGAAAAAGAUACCUUCAAAAAUUAACAUGUCUUUGAAGUCCAAGUCAGGAAAAGCAUUGCCUAACUUUGUUGUCAACACUCUUUUCCUAGAACAAAGUGAAAAAGAUCCAACAAGCUUUACUGUCAGUCAGCCAGCACAGAUAAACCUCCGCACUGUGGGGGGUUUGAAGUACAUGCUGAAUGGCCCAGAGCCACCUUUAGUAGUGCAACCAGUUUGGAAGCAUGAUCCUACCAAAUCUACUGUUAUAAUAUCGCUAAGACCGUCGGCAAAGCUUGAUGACUACCUACAGAGUAAUGAGCUAGUCUUAUCAAAUGUUCUAAUAUCUGUCUCAAUCCAGAAUGCACAUGCUAAGUCUGCUGCAACUAAGCCAUCUGGAUCUUUCAAUAGAGAGAAAGCUAGGGUUACAUGGAGUCUUCCUGCCGGUAUUCUUUUCGACUCUAUGAAGAAGGAAGAGAGGUUUAUAGCCAGAUUUAUAACCGAUGGAGUAGCAAAGGAAUCAGAGUCUGGUGUUCAAGUGCGGUUUACAAUUAACAAUGAUGAUGGUGCCGGUGCCGUUGGCGGUUUGAAUAAUGAUUUGGAAAUUACAGUCAUGGAUGAUGAUCCUGUUGAAAAUCCAUUCAAGAGUUCGACAAGUUUGGGUCAAAAAGAUGGCUCUUCUUCACCUUCCCCUGAAUGGUCUAUAGUCCCAACACUUAAAACUAUCGUUGCUGGUGGAUACUCUGGACAUGCUUAA